AUGGCCACAAUCGACUCUGCUGUGAAUAACGCUGCUUCGGAUGUCCUUGGGGGUUCUGUUACCAAUCAAGCAGUAGUUUUAGCCAGAGGACCGACAUCGACAUCUCGAAGAGGAUGGCUCUGGGGGCUUGGUACCCUUGGAGUAAUUCUUGCGAGUUCAGUUUUCAAUCCUUUCAGGAGCACUCAAGAAGCUGCCAUUCAGAUUGAUCCUACGGAUUAUGCUGCCCGAACCAAGCAUGUGCUCAGUACGACUCCUCUUAUCGAUGGACAUAACGACCUCCCAUACCUCAUUCGCUCGGAGCUAAAACAUCAAAUUUAUAACGACAAGUUCACGUUUAACACGGGUCUUCUGAGCAACACGGAUCGCAAAAAGCUCCGUGAUGGAAUGGUUGGUGGACAAUUCUGGUCUGCAUACAUUCAUUGUCCCAAGGACUCUUUAACCAAGAAGGAUGUUCCUAUAGAGGACCCUACGUGGACACUCCGUGACACUCUCGAGCAAAUAGACAUUACGAAACGUUUUGUCGAGGAGUACUCUGAUCUUUUUCAAUACUGCACCAAUUCUACCUGCGCACGCGAGGCAUUUUCCAAUGGUAAAAUUGGAAGCUUCAUUGGUAUUGAAGGUGGUCAUCAAAUUGGUAAUUCUCUUGCAUCGCUCCGACAGUUCUACGAUCUGGGAGCGCGGUAUAUCACAACGACCCACAACUGUGACAACGUAUUCGGAACCGCGGCUAGCACAGUCACUGCUGGUGGCGAGGACAAAGGUCUUACUCCAUUUGGAGAAGAAUAUGUUGACGAAAUGAAUCGUCUGGGUAUGAUGAUUGAUUUGUCGCACGUGUCGCAUGAAACUAUGCGUGAUACACUACGGCUUAGCAAGGCGCCUGUGAUUUUCUCACACACAGGUGCUUAUGCUCUGUCGAAGGUGCUCAGAUUCGCACCAGAUGAUGUCCUACGCGAGACUGCGGAGAAAGGGGGUGUGAUUAUGAUAACUUUCAUCAAUCGCUUUCUACGUCCGGAUGACCCCGAUGCCGCCACCAUACACGAUGUUGUUGAUCACAUUUGGCAUAUUGCUCAGGUAGCCGGAUGGGAUCAUGUUGGUGUAGGAUCUGAUUUUGAUGGAACGCCUGUAACUCCUAGAGGACUUGAGGACGUCUCCAAGUACCCGCGCUUAGUUGAGCUUUUAAUGGAACGAGGGGCCACAGACGAUCAAGUUCGCAAGUUUGCCGGCGAGAACAUCCUUCGUGCUUGGUCUGAAGUCGAAAAGGUCUCCGCGGCUAUUCAGUCUGCUGGUAAGAAGCCAAAUGAAGCGUUUUGGAAUGGAAGGACAUGGGUAAGGAGCGAAAUGAGCCCUCCAAUUAUGUUCCGAGAUAGCAUUGGCAAACGAAUUCCUAGCUAUCUGGGCGACCCUUGA
Molecule: messenger RNA, 1407 nt
Organism: Talaromyces rugulosus
Lineage: Eukaryota; Fungi; Ascomycota; Eurotiomycetes; Eurotiales; Trichocomaceae
Exons: 3
Coding region: 1-1407 (468 amino acids)
Biological process (GO): proteolysis
Molecular function (GO): metallodipeptidase activity
Source: RefSeq, a predicted model, not a curated record